Molecule: messenger RNA, 1881 nt
Organism: Penicillium argentinense
Lineage: Eukaryota; Fungi; Ascomycota; Eurotiomycetes; Eurotiales; Aspergillaceae
Product: DUF4246 domain-containing protein
Exons: 5
Coding region: 1-1881 (626 amino acids)
Source: RefSeq, a predicted model, not a curated record
AUGGCUCCUGUCAGAGAGUGGUCACAGACCCAGAUGCCGGGGUUCAAUGUGCCCUUGAAUGCACAUCCAGACCCAAACGUUACCGAGCUGCGCAGCAGUUGGUUCCCGGAAGAUGGCGAAGAAAGUCUUGAUGACAUGAUGAAGAAAUUGACCACCUCCACCGCCACUAUGAUGAGAGGUUUCGUCAACGCGCUGGAUCCAAAUGACCUGGGAAAUGGUAGUCUCGACAAUUUGCUCGUGAAGAGAGAAAUCACCAUGAUGCAGGUGAUGAAUGCCAUCACCGACAAACCCGAGUGGGAACGAAAGGUUUUUGAUGAGGCCAUAACCGGCAAAUGGCGCGAAGAAGUCGCCCAGAGUGGCCAGGAUGUCACCCCCAAGAUGAUGGACUGGAUCAUCGAAGAGUUGCAAUGGAAGACUUCAUUCCUAGAGAAAGAUGGAUAUGUCGAGGUCUUCGAUCACGGAGUGAUAAAGUCGGAUACCGCCAUUACCACAGAUCUCCAAGAUGCUUUGAAGGAGGCAGUGAAGCCGCUUGAAGAUGUUCCCGAGGAUCAGAAAGACUACCACCCUGGCUCUGAUGACAAGGUGCUCGAUCUAGUGCACCCAUCCCUCUUCUCCGUUCUCUACGGCAAAACUCGGGUCCUUCCUGAUAAGAUCCUCGGCCUUGAAGACUGCUUGGAUCAUAUCGGCGAAGGUGAAGUCCUUCCUACUCCACCGGACAGGGAGUCUAAGGUCAUAUCAGGGCCUUAUAAAAUGGACAUAUCCGUCCUGCCAGUGCUCAGCACGAAGUUCCAGUGGAUGCCGUGUGAUAUCGAACUCACUGAUGACGGAGAAUGCCGCAUUCUGUCCUACAUAAACAAUGCCCACCCAGUCAAGCACCGCACGCUCUACCAAGCUGUCGAACGCAUCAUAGCACGAACUGUGCCCCUAUGGGAGAAAUCUUUAACUGAAAAACCAUACCAUAGCGAGAGAAUCCCAUAUGAAGAAGUCGAGUGGGAAGAAGGCUAUGAAGAUGGACCGGAAUAUGAUGAGGACGGAGACGAAGAAGAAUAUGAAAAACUCCGGGAAGAAUUCGACGCUACUCGCAAGGUCAAACUGCCUGAGCCUGGGGAAUUCAAAAUUACCGAGACAGGGUCCCACGAACCCGCAGCCUACCCUAUCAACUUCCGGAAAGACUUUGCCCACCGCAAACUUCAGGUUAUUGUCAAGCUGGCAAAUAUCGAGUUGACUCCCGAAAAGCCGGAGUAUGAGGGUGGAAGCUGGCAUAUCGAGGGCCAACUUAACGAGCGAAUCGCUGCGUCGGCAAUUUACUACUACGACAGCGAGAACAUCACCACCAGCUCGCUCGCCUUCCGCCAUCGCGGGAUGGCCGACAUGAUCGAUCUCAGCUACGAGCAAGACCAACACCAAUUCAUGUACCAGGUGUAUGGAUAUCCCGACGACUGGUCCAACAUGGUGACCUGCUUGACGACGCAAGAUCUCGGCAGCGUGGUAUCUAAGGAAGGUCGAAUCAUCACCUUUCCCAAUACACUUCAACACUGCGUAUCUCCGUUUUCUCUAGAGGACCGGUCCAAGCCUGGCCAUCGCAAGAUCCUUGCGCUUUUCCUUGUCGAUCCUCAUCGGCGCGUUAUUUCCUCGGCUAAUGUCCCACCGCAGAGAGAUGACUGGAUAAGGACCAAGGAUGCUUCUGUCGGAAGUGAAACCUCCGAUCGGCCUGCGAAAAGGCAGAAAACCACGGAAGAGGCUGAUACACCGGGUCAUUCAGCCAUGUCUAUUGAAGAAGCCAAGGCGCACCGACUUGAGCUUAUGAAAGAGCGUGGACUUACGGCUGAGAAGCAAAAUAAGGAGUUUCAAGAGGGCAGCUUCAGUCUUUGCGAGCACUAG